AUGGCCUCGAGCCCGGGCGUCGGCGGCGGAGGGGCGGACGGGGGCGUCGGUGAUGGACCGACGACGCUGGACGAGCUGUACCACAUCAACGUCGUGCCGGCCGAGCUGCACUUCAAGUUCCGCAAGGAGCUCCAGGGCCUCCGCGUCGGCCUCAACUUCGAGUUCUACAACCUAGAGGUGAACGAUUUUGAGGCAAAGGUAGUUCUGAAGCCCCUGGACUUCGACCGGAAGUGGAAGUUCCAGUACAAGCCCAUCAGUGGUGACAUACAGCUGCUCUCCAAGAAGAUACCAGUCACAAAAUAUCUCAACCUCCAGGUCGGCAUUGGUCACAAUUUCCAACUGAAGGCAACUGGAUGGAAGUGGAAGCUCUCUACUUGCUUGGGGGGAGAUGGUGUUUCUCAGAUAAGAAACAAAUCAAAACUCAACCUGUUUCCAGGGUUUGAUCUGAGGCUCGGGUGGAAAGCUGAAUAUGUGCUUCCUGAGAUUCAUGGGGCUGUUGGCACAGGAGAACCUGCCUUCAGUAUGAACUAUGGACGAUUGCAAGCAUCCAUAGACCGUGUUGAGGCUAUUGUGACCCAAUCAGAUCGGUGCUCAACCUCCUAG
Molecule: messenger RNA, 603 nt
Organism: Triticum turgidum subsp. durum (durum wheat)
Lineage: Eukaryota; Viridiplantae; Streptophyta; Magnoliopsida; Poales; Poaceae
Source: the annotation of a GenBank genome assembly